Molecule: messenger RNA, 2892 nt
Organism: Hyaloperonospora brassicae
Lineage: Eukaryota; Oomycota; Peronosporomycetes; Peronosporales; Peronosporaceae
Source: the annotation of a GenBank genome assembly
AUGACAUCACCUCCUUCGCGUCCCCGGAAUGUGGGCAUAUUGGCCAUGGAAGUGCACUUCCCGUCCGACUACGUGGACCAGCAGGACAUGGAACGCUACGACGGCGUCAGUCGCGGCAAGUAUACGCUCGGACUGGGACAGCUGCGCAUGGCGGUGCCUGGCGACCGCGAGGACGUGCACGCGCUGGCGCUGACGGCCGUCUCGAGGCUCUUGAGUCGCUAUGACGUGUCGCCUGAGCAGGUCGGACGUCUCGAAGUGGGUACUGAGACGCUGCUGGACAAGAGCAAGUCGGCAAAGACAGUGCUGAUGCAGCUCUUUGGAGCCAAUGCAGACGUCGAGGGCGCGACGGUCGUGAAUGCCUGUUACGGCGGCACGGCAGCGCUGCUGAACGCCGUGGCGUGGAUCGACAGCAGCUUCUGGGACGGACGGUAUGCUAUUGUGGUGGCCGCUGAUAUCGCCGUGUAUGCCCAGGGACCUGCACGGCCCAGUGGCGGCUGUGGUGCCGUGGCGAUGCUCAUUGGACCCGACGCGCCAAUGGUAUUGGACUGCCGGACCAAAGCUACUCAUGCGACCAACGUGUGGGACUUUUACAAGCCCAAUAUGACCAGCGAGUACCCGACAGUGGACGGCCAGCUGUCGAACGCGUGUUAUCUGCAUGCGCUUGAUGAAUGCUACCAGCUUUUCUGCAAGAAGAGCAAGUUGCUGGCUUCAACUGAUCAAAAACAAGUCGUCGGUAUGUCGUCUAUGGACUACGCGGUCUUCCACUCGCCGUACUACAAGUUGGUGCAAAAGUCAUUUGCUCGUCUGGUUUUUCACGACUCGAGACGUCUACUGAGCAGUGGUGACGAGGCUGCAAAGGAAAAAUACGCUACGCUGACAAAGUGGACGAACGCACCGCUUUGCGAUACACUAAAUGACCGAGAGCUGGAUCUUGCUGCUCGCAACGUGGCGAGUGAGGAUUUUGAGGCCAAGGUGUCGCCGAGCUGCACUACUUCUCAGCAGCUUGGGAACUCUUACACGGCAGCAGUAUACAUGAACCUGGCAACGUUGGUGCACGCACGGGCCAAGGAACUGGCGCUUGGUGCUCGGGUGCUUUUGUUUUCGUACGGCUCGGGAAGCCUUGCUUCUAUGUUUGUGCUCCACACGCGUGAGCCGUCCGAAUCAGCUAAGGGCAAGUUCUCACUGGGCAAGAUCGCCGAGUCCCUCGACCUUAUCGCGCGUCUCGCGCGUCGUACUAAAAAGUCUCCGGAGGAGUUCACUGCGCGCAUGAAGUUGCGUCAGGUCACAUAUGGUGCGGAACACGAUGUGAAGCUCACGCAGUCGAUUGCUUCCAUUCCUGCAGGUGAGUUUUACCUCGACCGCAUCGAUAACAUGGGUCGCCGCUUUUACGCUCGUUCAAAGCCGAACGUCACGUCUGCGGGAGAUACGCAGGAACAAAGUCUCAUGACCAAGACAAUGCUAGAAGCUGCUGGCGCUGUUUACGUAAGUGGUACUAGUGUCGGCCUGCCGGGUCAAACCAAGGUGUUUGAAGGCGAAAAAUCGAUUGAAAAGCUUUUGCGGGGCGAAAAUUGUAUUCGUGAGCUUAUCGAUGCCGACAAGGACAAAAUGGUGGCUCGAAACAUAGUGCAAAUCAGCACAAACAAAGCUACCGGCAACGUGACCCGUUCACCCGUCUCUACUCGUGAGGAUUGUAUUCAAGUGUCUGCGGUUACGAAUGACAUGGACCUCGAGAAAGAGUAUGGCAUAGCCGCGACGAUCGCGCGUUCGAUGGAUAAGCCCACCCAGUUGGCUGUGGCUGCUGGCCUUGAGGCUGUUCGCAGCGCUGGACUUGUGGACGGAUCAAAUGCGAAUUGGCACUUGCCUGAGCAUAUGCGCGACUCAACGGGUGUGAUAUACGCCACAUCAUUUCCAGCGAUGGAUGCUGCGGUGUCAGAAACCUCUCGUUACCACGAAGAAAGCAAGAACAAGGGUGAGUUGGCCUAUGCAAUGGAUACUAAGAUUUUAUUCCGACUGCUGGUGCUUGCAAAUGCUCAGCUUGCACAGUUUAUUGGAGCACGUGGACCUAACACGCAAAUCAACGCGGCAUGCGCAGGCACAACACAAGCAGUUGGCAUGGCUCAAGAUUGGAUUCGGUCCGGUAAAUGUCAGCGGGUAAUUGUGAUAUCCAGCGACACCGCCAGCUCGGAGACUUUGAUGCCGCUGAUUGGUGGUGGCUUUCGGGCACUUGGCGCUGCGUGCAUUGCCCCGACGGUCAGUGCUGCAGCACGUCCAUUUGAUGCGAAGCGUAGCGGUAUGAUUGUCGGCAGCGGUGCGAUCGGGUUGGUGUUGGAGUCUCCUGUGGCUUUCGCAGAGCGCGUAGUGACUGGAUCUACCAACAAGAAGGUUGUGCAUUUAGUUGCCUCCCAGUUCAGCAACUCGGCCUAUCACGGUGCUGCACUGGAGCCGACCCACGUUGGCCAAGAGCUCAUGCGGUUUUUGCAACGCGUAGAAAACGAUUUCGGUAUCACGCGAGAGGAGAUAGCUUGCAACGGAGUCUACUACAGCCAUGAGACAUGCACGAACGCAUCCGCGACGUCUUCGUGUGCUUACACGGAAGUGACAGCGUUGCGCGCAGCUUUCGGCUCGAAGCUGCUUGCUCAGCUAAUGAUUGCAAACACGAAGGGAUUUACUGGACACCCCAUGGCUGUAGCGUUUGAGGACGUGGCUGCCAUCGAGGGUUUACGCCACGGAUGUGUUCCACCUGUGGUGCAUUUUGAAACCCACGACCCAAACUUGGGCAACACAUCUCUUCGUCUUGCGUCGGGAGGUGCUCACGCCCACAAGUAUGCGCUUCGUUUCGCUGCAGGCUUUGGCUCGCAGCUUGCGUUCUCUCUUUAUGCGCGUGAAAGUUGA